CAGAAACUUCGCGGCUUCAAGUAUGCAACAAGAUGAGGACCCAGCUGACGUGUGUGAUGGCGAGGAAGAUGGGUGUGCUAGUGCAUUAAGCCGAAGAGUGCAAGCUGUUGCACCGAAAAGGCGUUGCCGUUGGGCAAAAGCUGGCAUGAAGAGAAAGAAGCAACUGGGGAAACGAGACACCGCUGGAGGGCGAGCUGUGUCUGCUCUACACAGACUGAACAAAAAGCGCCAGAAGGAGGAAGAGAAUACUCUUCGAGUGGAUUUUGAUUUCGCAAACGGGGACCCAGCUGCAGACCUAAUGCUUUUAUGGUUGAUUAUAGAAGACUUUAGUUGUUGUUUGAUGUUGUUGGACAUGUUUGAUAAACGUAGCUCAUUCUCCUGUGUGAUUAUUAUUCACGAUUAACAUUGUGCCUCCCUUAUUUUAUGAACUUCGAGUAGUACUACUACUAGCUCCUCCCUUUUUUAUGUUGUUCUAGCUACAAUAGCUUUGAUUUUCAUGAUCUGCGGACAACGAGAUUGAAAAGGAGAUGCUGGGAUCACCAGCGAAGAACGAUAAAACCAGCACAGCCACAGCCGCAAAGGGAGGGCGAGGAGCUUCGUCUUCUUCUUCCUCUCGCGGAUGCAGACCACGUGAACAAGGUUCCAGGAGUCCUUCUAUCCUUGGUAUAAUCAUGGAAGACGACCCUUUUCAUGAUUGUGUGGAGGCAGUUCCUCGAGUUGUAGGAGAUUCUGCUGAUCUUGUCGAUGAUGAUGGCGACUUCUUUUUCUCUGAUGAAGAGGAUGAUCUUCUUGCAGACGAAGAUCCGGAAAUCAGAUGGAAGCAACGCUUACAGCGACGAAAGAAAAAACAACAAGCAAAAAAGCGAGCAGCUGGAGCAGGGUCAAAAGGCAACGCCAACAGGUCAGAGCCGCAAGCCUCUUCAUCUACAUCCUCCAACUUGCGUCGUAUGACAAGGACAACGACGACGACGGAUCGCGCUGCAUCGUCAACAUCUUCA
This is a messenger RNA of Amoebophrya sp. A25, 998 nucleotides long. NCBI's taxonomy places the organism in Eukaryota, Dinophyceae, Syndiniales, Amoebophryaceae. The record is from the annotation of a GenBank genome assembly.